CAACGCAGGCGGGUGUCCUAGGCUCCUCCGCCCCUCAUUGUCCCUUUCCUCUGGAACCUGCGGCUUGGGAAUAUCUGGUAUCUCCCCUCAAAGGACGUGAGUUUACAGCAAUUACUGAAGCCGAGACUUGGUAGGUGCGGUCUCCCCGGCUUGUGUUGCACCAUUGAUUGCUCAUUAGUUUAAGGUACUGUUUUUUGCUUUUUAGUCUUGUUAAGCUCCGCCCAUAGGGUCUCCUCUACUCCAUAUCUGUGGUCUCGGGUCACUUGGAACCUUCCUAAUCCACCAACCUUUCCUCCCUCAGUAAAGUCUGUUGUUACCUUGAGAGGCCCGUGGUCUAAUUUCCUUUCAGUGGAAAAUGCUGAGGUAACAUAUAUCGUACACGAAACAUAUAGUAAUUUGUUACUAGAGAGAAAGUCAUUAUAAUUGAGAACUGGCACUGAAUAAUUUUGUAAAUAUACCAAAACACGUGUUCAGGAACUAGCUUAGACUUUCAUCUUUGCAACUGGUGGUGGAGCUGGAGUUCUUUCUGGAGUGUUAGGGAGUCCUAUUACUGUCCUUUUCUGGUUUAUAUGACCAGGGUCAUAAAUUGACUACAGAGACUCUUCAUUUUAGGAGAUUAUUUUUAGUGAUGCUGGUUACAUGUAUGAGCUCUAGAAUCAGAGAAAAACAUAAAAUGGUCUCUAUGCUCAGACAUUUCCAACUCUUUGAGACCCCAUGGAGUGUAGCCCGCCAGGCUCCUGUGUCCAUGGGAUUUCCCAGGCAAGAAUACUGGAGUGGGUUGCCAUUUCCUAAUCUUGGGGAUCGUCGGACUCAGGGAUAAAACCCCAUCUCUUGCAUCUCCAUUGGCAGUAUUCUUUAUCGCUGAGUCACCUGGGAAGCCUCUUUGGUCUGAUACUAGUGUUUUAUUUGAAUUAAAGAAGUGAGUUUUGGUUGGUAGUUUUCCAGUCAGUGAGGCCCAGUGUGGAUAAUGCUGACUUAUGGACUGCUGACAAGUACAGUGGAAAGUGAUAUAUAAUAGUGAGAAAGUAUCUUAAGAGAUCAGAGAAUCUGAAGUCAUUUGAGAGAUAGUUUCAGGUUUUGUGCAUUACGGUUGACUGUCAGUGCUACAGUAAACCUAAGGUGAUGAUGUGGGGCAGUGGACAAGGAGCAGUUAGCUUCAAGUAAUGAGGCCUGGUUAUUUGUGGGAAGGUUGUUGGUGGAAUAUUGUCAGAGAUAAAAAAUAGGUUGAAAAUGCUUCUAGCUAACAGACCUUUGACAGAGAGUGACCCUCUAUCAGGAGAGACUCGCCUAAACUUACCUGGACUUCCUGAGGAGGAGGAUGGGCCCAAGAGGCUGUUGCUGAUUUACCAAGGCUACUCGGUCUGAAGCUCCGAAUGGUACCUGUUUCUCUCCAGCCUGCAUUCCCCUCAGGUUAUGAGGAAUCCAUGAUGCAAUACAAGACGGAAAAGACCCUCAAGUACUUCUAAACCUUGGCAAGGUGCAAGCCAUUCUGCAGCAAAUUCCUGAAGCCGAGACAUGGUAGCUGCGGCGGACCAUUGGGAACCUGAGACGUCUGAAGACUUGUGUUGCCUGAGGAAGCCCUGAAGUUGAGGAAGAGGAAAGAAAAGGAGUCAGGCAUGGCUCUUUCUCAGGAACAACUGACCUCUGAGGAUGUGGCCAUCAAAUUCACUCAGGAGGAGUGGGAAUUCCUGGACCCUGCUCAGAGGGCCUUGUACAGGGAUGUGAUGCUGGAGACCUACAGGAACCUGCUGUCUGUGGAUAUCUCUCCUACACAUGUGAUCAAGCAUUUACAACCCAAAGCAAACAGUGUUAAACGAGAACCAUUCCAAACAUUGAUGCUGGGAAGACCUGAAAGCUGUGAAAUCAAACAUUUUCAUCUUUUGGGAAGUCAGGAAAAUAUGUGUGACUUUGAGUGUCAGGGGAGAGAUGACAAAAGAAAUCACAAAGGAACACCUGUAAGCCUUGAUGGAAAUGUGCCUGAUGGAAGAGUUUCACAUGAUGGAAAGGAUGUAGGAAUCAAGCCCUUUGGAAACAGGCUUGGGUUUAACUUUCAGGAUAAACUGCAGAUAUUUCAAACUGGCAGGACAAUUUCUGAAUAUAAUGAGGUUGAGAGGUCUGUCAACAACAGUUUCUCAUUUUCACCACUUCAAAGAAUUCCUCCUUGUGUCCAAACCAGUGUUUCUAAUAUAUAUGGGAAUGAUUUUAGGAAUCUUUCAGUAAUAACACGAGACCUCAAAGCACACAGGGAAAAACCUUACAAAUGUGAUGAGUGUGGGAAAGCCUAUCUUAAGGACUCAUACCUCAUUAAACAUCAGGCCAUCCAUACAAGAGAGAAACUUCAUAAACAUGAAGUCGGUGACAAAUUGUUUGAUCAAAGUUCACAGCUUGCACGUCAUUUGAAAAUUCAUUCUGAAGUGACAUGUUACAAAUAUAGUGAGUAUGGCAAAACCUUUACUGAUAGCUCACACCUCAGGAGACAUCAGAAAAUUCGUACAGGAGAGAAACUAUUUAAAUGUGAUAUCUGUCACAAAGUCUUCAGUCAAAAUGCACACCUUGCUGUUCAUCAGAGGGUUCAUACUGGAGAAAAACCUUACAAAUGUGAUGAGUGUGGCAAGGCCUUUCGUGUAAAAUCAAUCCUUUUAAGGCAUCAGACAGUUCAUACUGGAGAGAAACCUUACAAAUGUGGUGAGUGUGGCAAGGCCUUUACUGAUAGCUCAAACCUCAGGAAACAUCAGAAAAUUCAUACAAGAAAGAAAUUAUUUAAAUGUGAUAUAUGUGACAAAGUCUUCAGCCAAAAUGCACACCUUGCUGGUCAUCAGAGGGUUCAUAUUGGAGAAAAACCUUACAAAUGUAAUGAGUGUGGCAAGCACUUUAGUCAGCUUUCACAGUUGAUAAGUCAUAAGAGAUUUCAUGCUGCAGAGAAACCUUACAAAUGUGAUGAGUGUGGUAAGGCCUUUCCUGUGAAGUCAACCCUUUUAAGGCAUCAGACAGUUCAUACUGGAGAGAAACCUUACAAUUGUGAUGAGUGUGGUAAGGCCUUUCGUGUAAAGUCAGUCCUUUUAAGGCAUCAGACAGUUCAUACUGGAGAGAAACCUUACAAUUGUGAUGAGUGUGGUAAGGCCUUUCGUGUAAAGUCAGUCCCUUUAAGUCAUCAGAGAGUUCAUACUGGAGAGAAAGCUUACAAAUGUGAUGAGUGUGGCAAGGCCUCUCGUGACAAGUCAACCCUUUUAAGUCAUCAGAGAGUUCAUACUGGAGAGAAACCUUACAAAUGUGAUGAGUGUGGUAAGGCCUUUCGUGUAAAGCCAGUCCUUUUAAGGCAUCAGACAGUGCAUACUGGAGAGAAACCUUACAGAUGUGAUGAGUGUGGCAAGACCUUUUGUCUAAAGUCAGUCCUUUUAAGGCAUCAGAGAGUUCAUACUGGAGAGAAACCUUACAAAUGUGAUGAGUGUGGCAAGGCCUUUCGUGAAAAGUCAACCCUUUUAAGUCAUCAGAGAGUUCAUACUGGAGAGAAACCUUACAAAUGUGAUGAGUGUGGUAAGGCCUUUCCUGUGAAGUCAACCCUUUUAAAGCAUCAGAGAGUUCAUACUGGAGAGAAACCUUACAAAUGUGAUGAGUGUGGUAAGGCCUUUCGUGUAAAGUCAGUCCUUUUAAGUCAUCAGAGAGUUCAUACUGGAGAGAAACCUUACAAAUGUGAUGAGUGUGGUAAGGCCUUUCGUGUAAAGCCAGGCCUUUUAAGGCAUCAGAGAGUUCAUACUGGAGAGAAACCUUACAAAUGUGAUGAGUGUGGUAAGGCCUUUCGUGUAAAGCCAGUCCUUUUAAGGCAUCAGACACUUCAUACUGGAGAGAAACCUUACAAAUGUGAUGAGUGUGGCAGGGCCUUUACUGACAGCUCAAACCUCAUGAGACAUCAGAAAAUUCAUACAGGAAAGAAAUCAUUUAAAUGUGAUAUAUGUGACAAAGUCUUUAGCCGAAGUGAUCACCUUGCUGGUCAUCAACGGGUUCAUUUUGGAGAGAAACCUUACAAAUAUAAUGAGUGUGGCAAGCACUUUAGUCAACCUUCACAGUUCAUAAGUCAUAAGAGAUUUGAUACUGGAGAGAAACCUUACAAUUGUGAUGAGUGUGGAAAGGCCUUUCAUGUAAAGUCAACCCUUUUAAGGCAUCAGACAGUUCAUACUGGAGAAAAACCUUACAAAUGUGAUGAGUGUGGCAAAGCCUUUCGUGUAAAGUCAACCCUUUUAAGUCAUCAGACAGUUCAUACUGGUGAGAAACCUUACAAAUGUGAUGAGUGUGGAAAAGUCUUCGGUCAAAAACCACAUCUUCGCCUUCAUUGGAGAAUUCAUACUGGAGAGAGACCUUAUAGAUGUAAUGAGUGUGGCAAGUUCUUCAGUCGAAAUUCACACCUUACAAGUCAUCGGAGAAUACAUAUAGAGAAACCUUUCAAAUGUUUCGAGUGUGGAAAAUCCUUUACUCAGGUCUCAGCACUCACUAAACAUCAGAAAAUCCAUACAUGAGAGAAACUUAUGUGAAUGUGGUAUAUGGUAGAAGUCUUCAAAAUUCAAAGUUCAAACUUCACACCCUACUGUUGGUCAGAGAAUUCAUACUACUGAGAAACCAUACAAAUAUCAUGAGUGUGGCAACAUCUUAGGCUUCAUGGGAAAAUUCAUACUGGAUAGAAGCCAGAUAUAUAUGUGUUUAUUAGUCAGGUUAGAACAUGUCAGGUAGAACAUGAAUUCAUUCUGGAAAGAUUCCUCACCAAUUUCACAAAUGUGAAAGAAAAAACCCUAUCCUCACAGCUCACAUCUCGCCAGUAGCAUCAGAGUAUUUAUCCUGGAGAAAACACACAGCAAUGUCAAGUGUGUGGCAAGGAUCUUACCCCAAAGUCACAAGAUAGGAACAUAGUGGAGCUAUACUUCCCAGACUCAGUGGUUGUGGCUAGUCCUCUACCUUUUUCUAUGUAUUCUCUGAUGACUUUAGUUCAGGUACUCAGCCACUGGAGUAAGCCUAUAUUUGCAGAGAAGCUAUAUAGAUCUUUUCGUGUAAAAGAAACCCGAAUUCUAACUCAGCAAAGAUGAUUCUUUGGGACAGUAAUCCACCAUCUUUUUGGUCUCUUGACUUUCUGAAUAAAGUCACUAUUCCUUACCCAGCAAAUAGUCUCUCAGUUUAUUGGCCUGU
Dama dama (fallow deer) is the source of this 5172-nucleotide messenger RNA. RefSeq names its product zinc finger protein 665-like. Lineage: Eukaryota; Metazoa; Chordata; Mammalia; Artiodactyla; Cervidae. Bases 1617 to 4511 code for a protein of 964 amino acids. The transcript is spliced from 6 exons. Gene Ontology annotation, biological process: regulation of DNA-templated transcription. The record is from RefSeq and is a predicted model, not a curated record.